This is a messenger RNA of Adineta ricciae, 3030 nucleotides long. The record is from the annotation of a GenBank genome assembly. Lineage: Eukaryota; Metazoa; Rotifera; Eurotatoria; Adinetida; Adinetidae.
AUGACUAACGAGAAGAAAGCUAAAGCAGGAAAAAAAGGUGACCAAGAUCUGGACGAUCUCAAACGUGAACUCGAAAUCGAUGAUCACAAAGUACCAGUCGAAGAACUUUUCAAACGAUAUGGAACUCAUCCAGAGAGAGGUCUAACGGAUGCCAAAGCUGCUGAAAUUUUCGCACGUGAUGGUCCGAAUGCAUUGACACCACCGAAAACAACACCUGAAUGGGUCAAAUUUUGCCGUCAAAUGUUCGGUGGUUUCGCUAUGCUCUUAUGGCUUGGUGCCGUUCUAUGUUUUAUUGCCCAUGGUAUCAGUGUUGCGACAUAUGAAGAAGCACCUAAUGACAAUCUUUGGCUUGGUGUCGCUUUAACAGUUGUCGUGUUUGUUACUGGUUGCUUUUCGUAUUUUCAAGAAGCAAAAAGUUCGAGAAUUAUGGAAUCAUUUAAAAACAUGGUGCCGCCUCAAGCACUGGCUAUUCGUAAUGGUGAAAAACGAAACUUGAAAGCCGAAGAAUUAGUUGUCGGCGAUCUUGUCGAGGUUAAAUUUGGAGAUCGUGUUCCAGCAGACAUCCGUAUCUUGCGUGCACAUGGCUUUAAAGUAGACAACUCAUCGUUAACUGGAGAAUCCGAACCGCAAUCACGUGCACCGGAAUGUACCAACGAUAACCCACUUGAAACCAAAAACUUAGCAUUUUUCAGUACAUUUGCUGUCGAAGGUACAUGUUCUGGCUUGGUUGUUCGUACUGGUGAUCGAACUGUUAUGGGUCGUAUUGCCAAUUUAGCAUCGAGUUUGGAAACGGGUCAAACACCAAUUGCACGUGAAAUUGAACAUUUUAUUCAUAUAAUCACUGGUGUCGCCGUAUUCCUUGGUGUUUCAUUCUUUGUUAUUGCUUUCAUUCUUGGAUACCCAUGGCUUGAAGCAGUCAUCUUCUUAAUUGGUAUUAUUGUAGCUAAUGUACCUGAAGGUCUUCUUGCAACAGUCACUGUCUGUUUAACCCUAACAGCUAAACGUAUGGCAAAGAAAAAUUGCUUGGUUAAAAAUCUGGAAGCUGUCGAAACACUCGGUUCAACAUCAACAAUUUGCUCAGAUAAAACUGGAACACUGACACAAAACCGUAUGACUGUCGCACACAUGUGGUUUGACAAUCGCAUUGUUGAAGCCGAUACAACUGAAAAUCAACAAAAUGCUACCUACGAUAAAAGUGCACCGGGAUGGCUCGCUCUCAGUCGAUGUGCUAUGUUGUGUAACCGAGCUGAUUUUAAACAGGAUCAAGAAAAUUUAAAGAAACCUGUACUUCAACGAGAAUGUAAUGGUGACGCUUCAGAAUCAGCUUUACUGAAAUGCGUCGAAUUAUCCAUUGGUAAUGUAAUUAAAUUUCGUGAACAAAAUCGAAAAAUCUGUGAAUUACCAUUCAAUUCAACAAACAAAUAUCAAGUUUCAAUUCACGAAACCCAAGAUGGUGAUGAUCGAUAUCUAUUAGUGAUGAAAGGUGCACCGGAACGUAUUCUUGAACGAUCGUCGACGAUUUACAUUGAUGGCACGGACAUCGAAUUGAAUGAUUAUUGGCGAGCAGCAUUCAAUCGCGCUUAUCUCGAAUUAGGUGGUCUCGGUGAACGUGUCUUAGGUUUCUGCGAUUUACGUUUACCAACCAGCGAGUUUCCACGUGGUUAUGAAUUCGAUGCAGAUGCAGGAAACUUUCCAACAGGAAACUUACGUUUUCUUGGUCUUAUGUCUAUGAUUGAUCCCCCUCGUGCUGCUGUACCUGAAGCCGUUGCUAAAUGCCGCUCUGCUGGUAUUAAAGUCAUUAUGGUUACUGGUGAUCAUCCAAUCACAGCCAAAGCCAUUGCUAAGGCUGUUGGUAUUAUUUCUGAGGGACAGGAAACUGUUGAAGAUAUUUCGCAACGUUUAAAUAUUCCAAUAGAACAAGUCAAUGGCGCCGAUGCUAAAGCUUGCGUUGUCCAUGGUAAUGAUUUGAAGAAUAUGUCACCAAGUGAAAUCGAUGCACUAUUACGUGAUCAUUCGGAAAUCGUCUUUGCUCGUACAUCACCACAACAGAAACUAAUUAUUGUUGAAGGUUGUCAACGUCAAGGUGCAAUUGUCGCUGUCACAGGUGACGGUGUCAACGAUUCACCAGCUUUGAAGAAAGCCGACAUUGGUGUUGCCAUGGGUAUUGCGGGUUCUGAUGUCAGUAAACAAGCAGCAGAUAUGAUCUUACUUGAUGACAACUUCGCUUCGAUUGUCACGGGUGUUGAAGAAGGUCGUUUGAUUUUUGAUAACUUGAAAAAAUCCAUUGCUUAUACAUUAACAUCGAAUAUUCCUGAAAUCACGCCAUUUUUAAUGUAUUUAAUUACGGAUAUUCCAUUACCACUUGGUACAAUCACUAUUUUAUGUAUUGAUUUGGGUACUGACAUGGUACCGGCUAUUUCAUUGGCUUACGAAAAAGCAGAAUCAGAUAUCAUGAAACGACGACCACGAGAUCCUCAACAUGAUCGACUUGUCAACGAACGUUUAAUUUCAAUGGCUUAUGGUCAAAUUGGUAUGAUUCAAGCGUCGGCUGGCUUCUUUACCUAUCUUGUCAUCAUGGCUGACAAUGGGUUCUGGCCCAGUCGUUUACUCGGCUUACGUAAAUCGUGGGAAUCCAAAGGUCUUAACGAUCUUGAAGAUUCAUACGGUCAAGAAUGGACAUAUAACCAACGAAAAACACUUGAAUAUACAUGUCAUACAGCUUUUUUCGUUUCCAUUGUCGUUGUACAAUGGGCUGAUUUGAUCAUCUGUAAAACACGACGAAAUUCAUUAGCCCACCAAGGAAUGAAAAAUUGGAUGCUUAACUUCGGUCUGGUUUUCGAAACAGUUCUCGCUGCUGCUUUAUGUUAUACACCAUAUCUUGACAAAGGUCUCAAUAUGUACCCACUUAAACUUCGAUGGUGGAUACCUGCUAUGCCGUUUUCCUUAGCAAUCUUCAUCUAUGAUGAAGUACGAAAAUACCUUAUACGCCGAAAUCCAGGUGGUUGGGUUGAACAAGAAACAUACUAUUAA